Ustilaginoidea virens is the source of this 798-nucleotide messenger RNA. RefSeq lists its product as uncharacterized. The transcript has 3 exons. NCBI's taxonomy places the organism in Eukaryota, Fungi, Ascomycota, Sordariomycetes, Hypocreales, Clavicipitaceae. Bases 1 to 798 code for a protein of 265 amino acids. The record is from RefSeq and is a predicted model, not a curated record.
AUGCAAGUCGUCGUCGUCGGCGCAACCGGAUACGUGGGAUCCACCGUCCUGCGGCACUGCCUCGCCGACCCGAGAAUCUCCAGAGUCCACGUCCUGACCAGGCGGCCGCUGGGGGACGCAGAGGCGCCCGCGGGGUCGCCCGCGAGCGGCAAGCUCUCCGUCAUUAUCAAGACGGACUGGAUGGCGUAUGACGACGAGCUGCUCCACGCGCUGAGGCACGCGCGCGCCUGUCUCUGGUGCAUCGGCGGCCGCCACACCCAGACCUCGCGCUGGCCCACUCCAGAGGAAUACCUCCGCGUCACCGUCGACUACACCGUCGCCGCCGCCGCCGCGUUCACCAGGAUGAUGGGGCUGGCCGGGCCGCCGUCGGCCGCCCCCUUCCGCUUCGUCUACUGCAGCGGCGACGCCGCCGAGCUGGUGUACAACCGCAGCCUGUGCAUCAUGGGGCCCACCAGGCGGGCCAAGGGCUGCGCGGAAAGGAACAUCUUCGACAUGGCGGACGGCAGCCACGGCGCGCUCGAGAGCAUCGCCGUGCGGCCGUGCGGCAUCUAUCCCCGGGCGCAGACCCCGUGGACCUGGUUCCUGACCACGCUCGUGCUCCCGACCUGCGAGGUGGACGAGCUGGCAGCUUCAAUGGUCGGGCUGGCCAAGAACGGGCCGGGGGCGGCGGUGGCGGCGGGCGCAGGGGAUUCCGGCAGGAUCAUCACCCAUCGGCGCAUCCGCUCCAUGGGGAGGGAGCUCCUGGACAAGCAAGAGGCGGAGCAGGCGGAGCAGGCGGCCGGCGCGUCGGCCAUGUAG